This is a messenger RNA of Labrus bergylta (ballan wrasse), 3477 nucleotides long. RefSeq names its product testis-expressed protein 2-like. The record is from RefSeq and is a predicted model, not a curated record. NCBI's taxonomy places the organism in Eukaryota, Metazoa, Chordata, Actinopteri, Labriformes, Labridae. Gene Ontology annotation, molecular function: lipid binding. Gene Ontology annotation, cellular component: endoplasmic reticulum.
UGAGCUCAGUGUGUGUGUGUGUGUUUUGACGCUGCAGAGAGCACAGAGGAGGAGCCGCUCCGUCAACUGUUGGUCUCUACAUCCUAAUCUGGAUUAGGGACCGGUCCAGUCUGCGGCGGUGGCCAGGAGGCCGUCAAUAAUCACAUUAUUCUGCUUUGAGUUGACGCCUCAUGAAGAGGGAGCAAAUAAUACAGCGAGGACACGCGUCGCCAAGUCCCCGACGCGUUUUGAAUUAAAGGUAACCUGUCUGUUUUGGAUGCAAUCUUUUGAAAGGAGUUGUGGAUGAAUCUCUCUGGUUUUCCGUCAAUCUGAGCAAAGUUGGAUGAAUGAUUGUUGGCUGCCUGCGGCUGGUGCAGCACAGCGCACUCUGCAGCAUCCAGACGGAGCACUGCAGCCUGACAGAGAGCCUGAAGAGCAUUUUCUGCACAAAGCUCCGCCGAUUUCACAGGAGCAGCUGGACAAACAUGCGAGAAUUAGGUUCCAACAUGAAGCUAACCUAGGUGGAUAUUAUGAAUCUUCAGGUGCAAGUGUCUCGCUCCAAGUCUUCUGGAAUGGCUGCUCUGUUGGGUUGACCACAUUUUUCAAAGUUUCUUCCAGCCAGCAUGGAAGAGAGCAAGCUCAUCUUCAGCCUGGACCGCCGUGAUGAAGGCCCCAUCGUGGCCUUUUCCAAAGAUAAACCACGGGGCGCGGAGAGCCAACCCAACCUCACUCUGGAUAUGGAGUUAGAUCUGAGCCAAGGCCAACGCGCCCACUCGCCGUUCCUGCGUCACUCCCCCUCAUCCCCGGGCUCUCUCGCCGAUCUCUCUGGAGAACUUCCCAUCUCCAGCACCCUCGUCAAGUCCUCCUCCACUGACCUGGAGCCGAGCGAGAGCGGGUCCAUACGUAGCAAACCUCUGCUCAGCUUGGUCAAAUCUCUGAGCACGGAGAUUUCCCGCCGGGUCGAGCCAGAGGUCAACCUCUCAAAGUCGGACUCCAAACUGCAUUUGCAACCCCGGAAGCAGUUUAGUCAUCCUAGAAUCCCUGAGGCCAAGCCUGAUGCGGGAGGACAGAAUGAGGACAACUACUGGGAAUCUUCACCUGGCAGCGUGCCUCCUGUGGAACCACGGGGAAGCUCGCUGAUUGCAGAGCUGGAGGACACUCGCAGGAAGUUUUCCGAGGCCAUGCAGGAUCCUCUUAGCAUGCUGAGUAAGAUCAUGGGGGACGAAAGCUCUGGCAGCCCAAAGCAUGGAAGGGCAGGAGACUCACAGUCCCAACAAGGCAGCUAUGGGAGAGACGGAGGGAGUGACAAUGUAGAGCUUAAGUGUCGGAGAAGAACUGAAAGUGUGUGUGACUCGCCCCUGAGACGACUCCAACAGGGCUCGUUAAUAAAAUCCUCUGGAUCCCCAGAACACCAUACACACAGCAAAGACAGCACGUUGGAAAUUCACACUUAUGGGGACGUGAUCCAGGUGGUGGAGCUGCAGAACGGAUCCAAAGGGACUCAUCAUAAAGCGUACACCCGGUCCAGAGUCUCAUUUCCGGUCCCUCCACUCCCUUUCCACUGGCUCCUCCCCGUGGGUCUUUUAGCUUAUGGUUUCUUCGUGUUGCCCCUGCCCUCCUAUGUGACAGGUCUGUCUAUUGGGAUUGUAUGUGGCUUCAUGUUGGGCCUGGUGGUGGUUUACAUGUUUGCCCCUCGACGCUCAUCUACCAGAAGAGACAAGAGCUCUCGACUGAGCAAACAUCUGAACAUGGAUCCUCUGAAUGGAGAGCUCGCAGAUCAAGAGUUCUUAGAGGGCUGGAUGAAUGAAACACACAGCUACGACCCUGAGUCGUUUCACCCGUCCGUGCUCCAUUCUGUAUUCGUUGCCUUGGAGGGACGCCGGCUACGCCUUGCAUACCCGCGCGCCCACAUCCCCCGGUGGGCGGCGUUUGACGAGACGUCCCACGAGGCUGCGUUUUUGCGAACACGCACCUACCAGCUGGCGAACUGCAAGGUGUCUCUGUUGCCGCCUGGUUUGGCUCGCAAGAGGGUGUGGAAUAAGAAAUACCCCAUCUGCAUCACUCUUGCAGAGGGGGAGGUAGGAGAGGAGAGUGUCAUCGAAGGACAGGAGGAAGAAGAAAGGGCAGAAAAACACACUCUUCCUGACCACCAGCUUCCUGUCACCCUUUACCUUUUCGGCCGCACAGGAAGGCAGAAGGAGGAGUGGUUCCAGCACUUUCUGUCGGCCUCCUGGGCUGGAGCCACGAGCGGUGUGAGCGGGGAGGAGAACGCAGAAGCACUCGUAGGAGGAGACAUUGUAAGAGACAGCACAGAAGAGCUGCACGACUUGCAGGGAGCUUUGAAAACAAGAACACUGCUAGACUACAGCAACUAUAUGACUCAACUGAUCGUAACACAGAGCUGCAACACCAUCCCCAGCCCCUGCAACAGCGACAAGGGAAGCCCCACAACGCACAGGAAGAUUCACAAUGAAGAGCCUGGAUGUGGAGGUCAAGCAGGAGAUGAGCCCAGUGGAGGUUCAGGGACUGGGGGACGCUCUGCAGAGGGCCAGCCCACCUGGGUGAACUCCCUGGUGGGACGGAUCUUCUGGGACUUUCUCCGCGAGAAGUACUGGACGGAUCAGGUGGCGCACAAGAUCCAGAAGAAGCUCAGCAAGAUCAAGUUGCCAUAUUUCAUGAAUGAUCUGACCCUGGCCGACCUUGACAUGGGUACCUGUCUGCCUCAAGUCCUCAGCACCUCCAAACCAACUCUGGACCGCAGAGGCCUGUGGCUGGAGCUGGAGGUGGUGUACACAGGCUGCCUUCAGAUGACCCUGGAGACUAAGAUGAACCUGUGUAAGCUGGGUAAAGAUGGAGAUGACGAGGCACACGGUGUACCAGAGACUCAGCAAGUGGGCUCUAGGCCCAGGCUGUGUACACUGGCCGAUAGUGAUGAGGAGUCGUCCAGCGCAGGCUCGUCUGAUGAAGAGGAGGUCCUUCUGUCUGAGGUGCAGGGGUCUCUGGGAGACAAGAGCCCAGUGGUAACAGCUGAAGGGCACACUGGUGGCAGCACAGGUAGGAAGUUCUUAAGAUUUGUGGACAAAAUAGCAAAGUCCAAGUACUUCCAGAAAGCCACAGAGAACGAGUACAUCAAGAAGAAGAUAGCUGAGGUGUCCAACAUGCCGCUGAUCCUCAGCGUCGAGGUCCUGGAGCUCUCUGGCACUCUGGCUGUCAACAUCCCGCCUCCUCCUACGGACAGGAUAUGGUACAGUUUUCGUGUCCCUCCCAGGUUGGACCUCCAUGUGCGUCCCACGCUUGGGGAGGAGGUCACCUUCACGCACGUCACUGAGUGGAUCGAGAAGAAACUGCAGUGUGAGUUCCAGAAAGUGUUUGUCAUGCCCAACAUGGACGAUCUGUAUCUGCCCCUGAUGACAUCCGGCCUCGACAACCCAGCUGCAUCCCAACAGUCCUCCAUCCACUCCUCUUCGCACCAGUCCUCCAUGGAGUCCAGGAGUACCU